UUACCUUUUUAAUAAAAGGAAUUCCGUUCCAAGUUUGUGAAUAUAUUCUAUUAGUAAAUUUCAAGAAUAUAAAAUGGGCUCCUGUUCUUGCUAAAGUAGCCAAUUGUUUUCUCAUAUUUAACUCCAAUCUUAGGCGAUCAAAGCCUAAAUACGUGUCGAUGCCCGCCCUCGAUUUCAUAAGACGCUCUUCCCACGAAUGGAGGAGACUUCCGGAGAAAAGAAAGUCCUUAUACCGUCGCGAAUAUGAGAUCAAAAAAUACGACCUCGAGAAGUCAUUCCAGGCAUCUACUAGUCCCCAAUACAGUUACAUGGAUAUUUUGAAUAUGUAAAAAGCUGCCAUUUCGACAAUCCCCUCCCCUUCCUUUUUCCACACAGUAAUUUUAAGAUAAAAGGGCUUUAAGUUUUAAAAUAAUUGGGCUUAUGUAAAUUAUGCUUUAAGAUUUUAAUACGUUUUUUAAUAUAUGUAAAUAAUAUAUAAAUUAUUAAUAUUAUGUAAAUUUAUAUAUGUAUAUAGAAUAUAGAAUAAAUAAAUAAAAUUGAAAGAAA
Molecule: messenger RNA, 546 nt
Organism: Rhizophagus irregularis DAOM 181602=DAOM 197198
Lineage: Eukaryota; Fungi; Glomeromycota; Glomeromycetes; Glomerales; Glomeraceae
Source: RefSeq, a predicted model, not a curated record